AACUACAACCAUACCAACUACAUCCAAAACAACAUCUAUAACUAAACCAACAACAACUACAGUCAAAUCAACUAUAACCACAACAAAACCAUCAACAGCAAUACCAACUACAACAGCAACUAAACUAACAACUCCAACCAAACCAACUACAACAAAACCAACAACAACUACAACAAAACCAAGAACAACUACAACAAAACCAUCUUCAACAAUACCAACUACAACAACAACUACAAUGAAACCACCAACAACUACAGUCAAACCAACUACAACCAUAACAAAACCAACUACAACAAUAACUAAACUAACAACAUCUACAACCACACCAACUACAACCAAACCAACAACAACUACAAUGAAAUCAACUGCAACAACAAUAAAACCAACUACAAUGACAAAUAAAUCGACAACAACUUUAGCCAAACCAAACACAACUGCAACUAAACUAACAACAACUACAAUCAUACCAACUACAACCAAAACAACAACUACAACAAAACAAACAACAACUUCAGUCAAACCAACUACAACCACAAGAAAACCAGCUACUACAAUUCCAACUACAACUACAGCUAAACUAACAACAGCUAGAACCAUACCAACUACAACCAAACCAACAACAACUACAAUGAAGCCAACAACAACUACAGUCAAACCAACUACAACCAAAACAAAACCAACUACAGCAAUACCAACCACAACUACAGCAUCAACUAAACUAACAACAACUACAACCAUACUAAUUACAACAAAACCAACAACAACUACAAUAAAACCAACAACAACUACAGUCAAACCAACUACAACCAAAACAAAACCAUCUACAACAAUACCAACUACAACAAUAACUACAAUGAAACCACCAACAACUACAGUCAAACCAACUACAACCACAACAAAACCAACUACAACAAUAACUAAACUAACAACAACUACACCACCACCAACUACAACCAAACCAACAACAACUACAAUGAAAUCAACUACAACAACAAUAAAACCAACUACAAUGACAACUAAAUCGACAACAACUUUAGCCAAACCAAACACAACAACCACAACUAAACUAACAAAGACUACAACCAUACCAACUACAACCAAACCAAAAACAACUACAAUGAAGGCAACAACAACUACAGUCAAACCAACUACAACCAAAACAAAACCAUCUACAACAAUACCAACUACAACAAUAACUACAAUGAAACCACCAACAACUACAAAAAAUAUGCUGCAUCAAAUUUUGUUUUAA
This is a messenger RNA of Physella acuta, 1252 nucleotides long. Its product is annotated as salivary glue protein Sgs-3-like. The record is from RefSeq and is a predicted model, not a curated record. Lineage: Eukaryota; Metazoa; Mollusca; Gastropoda; Physidae.